GCUGGGGUGAAGUGAGAGGGAGGAGCCAGGGAAGGUGAAGAGGUCCUGGCCUCAGCGCAGAGGCGGUCCCCGCAGACUGCGCCACCCACGCCGCCUCGCCCCGCCUCCCGGACUCCCCGUAAUUCCCGCACCCUGGAGGCGCCGCCGCCUUUCAGCGACCCGCAGCGAGCGAGCGCAGCGCGCAGCCGGGAGAGAAGAUGUUUACCGUGAUGACCCGCCAGCCUUGUGAACAAGCAGGCUUCAGGGCCCUCUCCCGGACUCCAGCCAUCAUCACCUUGGUGGUCUUGCUUGUGAGCGUCGUGGUGCUGGUGACACUCACACUCAUCCAGAUCCAUCACCCUCAGGUCCUCCCUCCGGGGCUGAAGUAUGGAAUUGUGCUGGAUGCUGGAUCUUCCAGAACCACUGUCUACGUGUAUCAGUGGCCAGCAGAAAAGGAGAACAACACAGGAGUGGUCAGCCAAACCUUCAGAUGCAAUGUGAAAGGAUCUGGAAUCUCCAGCUAUGAGAAGAAUCCCCAAGAUGCCCCCAAGGCCUUUGAGGAAUGCAUGUUAAAGGUCAAGGAACAGGUCCCGGAGCACCUCCAUGGAUCCACCCGCAUUUACCUGGGAGCCACAGCUGGGAUGCGCUUGCUGAGGUUGCAGAAUGAGACAGCAGCUCAUGAAGUCCUUGAGAGCAUCCAAAGCUACUUCAAGUCCCAGCCUUUUGAUUUUAGGGGUGCUCAAAUCAUUUCUGGGCAAGAGGAAGGGGUGUAUGGAUGGAUUACAGCCAACUAUAUAAUGGGAAAUUUCCUGGAGAGGAACCUGUGGCACAUGUGGGUUCACCCACACGGAGUAGACACCACAGGAGCCUUGGAUUUGGGAGGCGCCUCCACCCAGAUAUCCUUUGUGUCAGAAGAAAAGAUGGAGCCGAAUGCCAGUGACACGGUGCAGGUGUCCUUAUAUGGCUACACGUACACACUCUACACACACAGUUUCCAGUGUUAUGGCCGGAACGAAGCAGAGAAGAAGUUCCUGGCGAUUCUUCUGCAGAGCUCACCCACUGGAACCAAUAUCAGCAACCCCUGCUACCCUCGGGGUUACAGCACCACCUUCGACUUGGGCCACGUGUUCGGCAGCCUGUGCACUGAGAAGCAGAGGCCCAAGAGCUACAGCCCCAGUGACACGGUCACCUUCACGGGAACUGGAGACCCACGGCUGUGCAGGGAGAGGGUGGCUUCUGUGUUCGACUUCAAAGCUUGCCAGGAGCAAGACGCUUGUUCCUUUGAUGGCGUUUACCAGCCCAAGGUUCAAGGGCCAUUUGUGGCGUUUGCGGGGUUCUACUACACGGCCAGCGCACUGAACCUCUCUGGAAGCUUCUCCCUUCCCUCCUUCAACAGCAGCAGCUGGGAGUUCUGCAGACGCACUUGGAUGGAGCUCCCGUCCCUGCUUCCCAGGUUUGACGAGGUGUACGCCCGGUCCUACUGCUUCUCAGCCCACUACAUCUACCACCUGCUCGUGAACGGAUACAAAUUCACAGAGGAGACUUGGCCUCAGAUACACUUUGAGAAGGAAGUGGGGAACAGCAGCAUUGCCUGGUCCCUAGGCUACAUGCUCAGCUUGACCAACCAGAUCCCAGCUGGAAGUACGCUGAUCCGCCUACCCAUACUGCCACCGGUUUUUAUGGGAGUCCUGGCCUUCUUCACGGCCAUCGCCUUGCUCUGCCUGGCAUUUCUUUUGUAUCUGUGUUCAGCAUUCAGGACAAAGGGCCGCUCUGAGAAUGCCUUCGACCAAGCAGUGGAUUCUGAUUGAGCCUUCCAAGCAGCAACUGGAGCCCGAGGCUGCCUAUAGCCCACCAGAGUGACACCAGGCAGUGUAAGCAAAGUGGCUGCCACCUGGACCUGCUCCAUGGUUAAAUGCCAAGGUCAUGUGCCUCUCAGCUACUGGUUCCUGCCAGAGCACUUCCUAGGAGCCCCUCAACUACUCAGUGAGAGUUGCCCUGGCAACCCCUCCCCACCUGACUGUUGGUCCACUGGGAAUCAAGGAGACACAAGCAGUCAAGUUCAGGGUCCUCACUCCAGAGGAAGUUGAAAAUAUAAUAACUUAAUGUGGACGAACUGACCACAGGGCUCAGUUUCCAGUUUCUCUCCCUCACUAUUCUUCCUAGCAAGGCACCCAUGAAGGCUCUGACUGGGACAUCUCACCCAUGCUGUCCUAUAGAUCCUUUCUAAGACCUUCUUGUCUGUUAGUUUCGAGUCCAGACCCAGCUCAAGCCACUGAUACUUUCUUUUAGCAAUCCCAUAAGCAUUAAGUUCCCUAACUGGUAGGAUGUAUCAUUUGGUGGGGAAGAUGAUAGUGUAGAGUCUCAUGUAGCCCAGGCUAGCCUCCAACUCACUAUGUAGCCAAGGAUGACCUUGAACUUCUGAUCUCCUCCUGAGUGCUGCAGUUAUGGAUAUGAGUCACUACACUCAGUUUAUGGGGCGCUGGGGCUAGAACCCAGGGCUCCAUGCAUGCUAGGCAACUGUUCCACUAACUGAGCUGGAUCCCCAGCCUCAGAAGACUCUGGAACUCAGGACACAUGGAAGUCCCUACCACAGUAGCUGCUCUCGUCGUGGAAUUCCCACUUGGGACUCUGGUCAUGAGACUGCUACUCGGUGUGCAUCCUCCUCCUCAUGUAAUUGUCACACCGCUGUGCCCUCUUCUAAAUCACACCCAGUCGACUGCACUGGGGCGGAUCUCACUGACCGGGCAGGCCCUUGUCCAGGGCUGCCUGUCCACUAUCAUCAUGGCGUGUGUUUCCCCACCACCCUCACAUGUAUACUCAAUCCUGUCCUAAGACAUCCCAGUCUGGAAUUUCUGACCAAUUACUUACCCCAGUUACAGUUCUCCCUGAGCAGCCACUACACAUCUUGAUUUGGGGGGAAGGAAAAGGCAGUCUUGGGAAUACUCAACUCCAAAGUGGGAUAAGAAAGGGCUUGAGCAAGUCCAGUUGCUACACGCUACAAAUCAAUGCUGUUUCGUAUGGCUGGUUGUGGACACCAUAUGGAAUAAACUCUUAUUUUUAUUUUGCAA
Messenger RNA from Peromyscus maniculatus bairdii (prairie deer mouse), 3047 nucleotides. It is a transcript of the gene Entpd3, whose product is annotated as ectonucleoside triphosphate diphosphohydrolase 3. Gene Ontology annotation, biological process: nucleoside diphosphate catabolic process. Gene Ontology annotation, cellular component: plasma membrane. Gene Ontology annotation, molecular function: ribonucleoside triphosphate phosphatase activity; UDP phosphatase activity; GDP phosphatase activity. The record is from RefSeq and is a predicted model, not a curated record. Lineage: Eukaryota; Metazoa; Chordata; Mammalia; Rodentia; Cricetidae.